Messenger RNA from Python bivittatus (Burmese python), 4492 nucleotides. RefSeq names its product brain expressed associated with NEDD4 1 (gene BEAN1). The record is from RefSeq and is a predicted model, not a curated record. NCBI's taxonomy places the organism in Eukaryota, Metazoa, Chordata, Lepidosauria, Squamata, Pythonidae.
AUGAGUAAUGACAAGAACAAGCAGAAGGAGGAAAAUCCACAACACACUUUGUUUUGCUUUCUGGCUUGUGUUUGCAACCAGAAGGAUAAGCAAAUCAGCAGCAACAUUGGGGAUGACCAUUCUUUUGGCCCAAGGAGUUCAGCAGCAGGGGGGAAACUUCGGGAUCACGGGGAGUACAUUGCACUUCUUUUCUUCCACUUUUCUCUUCUUCUGGGAAGUGCUGUCCAAAUUAGAACCAGCAGCAGUUAUUCCAGUCUGUAUGAAAAGGGCUUCCUGCCUUGCAGAAAAGAAGAACUUCAGUGCAGGGAUGGCUUCUGUUUGAUAAAUUGGCUUCUUUGCCACUACAGGAAGGUCUGUGGCAAAGAGUAUGACUCCAUCACAGUGACAUGUUCAGAAAUCCACCUGAACCAUAGCAACUUUAUCAGCAAGAUUACUCGCUACACAGAAACCAGCAGAGACACUAUUAUGCUGGAUUCGUCAGUGCUUGUGGCUGGGGUAGUCAUUGGAGUGGUCCUGUUUCUGUCCUGUGUGGCCAUCCUGAUUGGCAGCCUGCGAAAGAAUCAGUGCUUUCGACAUCUUCAGCUGUGGGGGGAUGCCAGUUACACUCCAGACUGUUUCUCCUAUGGUGGUUCAGUUGGAGAGCUAAGAUCCAGCUGCACUGAGGAGUUCCCACCAUUUUAUUUCAGUUCUUACAUGGAGGCCCUCUCUCAGGCCAACAUCACACACCCUGACUCACCGCCACGAUAUGAUGAGUGUGUUGGGCCUGGAGCAGUCCAAAUCUAUCUUCCAACAGAGGAUCCUCCACCUUAUUCUCUGAUAGACCCUUGUCAGCAGAAUGAUGUGACUAUAAACAAUCCCUUGGAAAGGGGAUCCACCAGAACAAUGGGAAGGGAUUCUGAGGAUGUGGUUAGGGUACCGGACCCACAUCAGCCUUCCAUGUCCUUGCCAUCCUCAUCCCCAACAGACACUGCCCCUCCGUAUGAGGUUAUUGGGUGCGAACAGAAUGUUCCUCUGCCUCAAGUCCCGCUGCCUCUACUGAAGGAUUCAGCAGAUUACCAUCAGACACUUUUCAACAGAAUAAUGUAAACCAAUUGGACAUCGGAAGGAAAUGUUCAAGCCGAAGACAGGGUGAUCACAUGGAACGAUGAGUUGAGCACCCACCCACCUGUGUACUUGCAACAAAACCUUUCUCUUUUUCUACUUUGAACAGGGCUAGGCUGGGUUGGUUUUGGAGAUACGGGUUUUGUUUUAUUAGUAGAACAUCUUUUGAAAGUUUGCCUAUAUCUUUUGCACUGUUUCCUCCCCCACCCUGAAAAUUUUAAAACAAUAAAUGCAAUGCUAGGGAAAGCAGGCCUCUCUGAAGCAUUUUAAAAUGUCUUUGGUUCACCCGGAGGCAACUGGAACUUUCAAUCCUUGUUGGGGCUGCCCUGUUUUUUGGGGAAAAGGGAAUAUUAAAAAAAAUAGUACAACCAAUAUUUUAUGUACUGCUUGUAAGUGGUAGAUAUAAAUAACAGAGGAAUGGAUUCUUUGUAACUUUGAGAAUAUGUGGGUUGGGUUUAUAAAUCACACUAGGCUAAAAUGUAGGCUGGCUCGUUUGCACCUCAGUGUGGUAUGGGAAAAUAGCCAUCCUGAAGCCAACCAGUCUGUCUAUCAACACUAUCUACCUCGCAGGAUAGUUGGGAAGCUAAUAAAAUCGGGAGAAGGCCAUCUACAUUGCUCUGAGGUCUGUGGAGUGAGUUCACAAUGAUGAUGAUGAUGAUGAUGAUGAUGAUGAUGAUAAUGAUUCGAUUUAUGUACCAAAAUAUAAUGAUUCUCCAACUAAUAACGGUACUGACCGCAGAUUUCCGGAGAAGGAAUCUUGAAGUAUCUCAGAUAAUUCAUUUGUUUACAUGAAGCCGAUUUUUCUGAGCUGUAACUCUGGAUUCUAGAAACUAGUUUGCUUAUCUCCUCCCGUGGUUUUUGCAAGCAGAAAGCAAAAGAAUUGUUUUGCCGUGCCUCUAGGACUUAAAUCUCUGCUUUCGUUCUUGCAGGGUUGCUGCUCUGUUGUUGUUUUGCUGCUGCUGUCGUUUCUGUCCUACCAAACAUCCUGCUGUUCAUCAUUAGGGAAUUUUAACCUGAGUGUUUUCUCAGCUUUUACAAAAAUCAUGUCCUUGCUCUUUGAGAAACACAGAGCUAUCCUCCUCCUCUAGCCAUUCCUUUGCCAUCUCUCACUAAGCCCAGUUUCAGUUCCUUAAGGCAGGGUUGCCCAACCCAGGUCCAGCUGCCUUGGAAAACAUUGCCCAUGACCCCCAGAAGUCCUCCAAAACUUUCUAUCCAAAAUUUGCAUUUGUGUGCAUGCAUUUUAAUUUGAUAGAAGGGGGAAAUGUGGCACAUGGGGGAAGUAGGCAUAAGCUUCAUGCCAUUAUGUUUAACUAAACCUUUCAAUCAAGUCAAAUUUCAUUUUCGUCCUGCCCCAUUUAGUUUUGGAAGCGCAGUCUCAGAUGGCCGCGUGGCCCUUGGCAUGAUGAAGGAUGUUCAUUCCUACCUACAGCACCAAUGCAUUAGGUCUCUAUGUCUCCCCCUUGUGGCCGCCUCCUGUUUUACAAAGGUGUGAGCAAGCAAUUGUCACCUGGGAAUUGCCAGGAUAUGCAAAACCCUCCCCUAGAAUUGUCAUCAAUGACUAGAAUUCUUGGCAGAGAGAUCUGGGUGGGGCAGGUUCAGUAAUGAGGCUGAAGGUCACUAAAAAGGGAGAAAUCAAGACUACCUGGAGAGUUGCAUCUGAAAAUUCCAGAUGUAAACCUGCUUUUUAAAAACCUUUUAAUUCUUAUUUUGAAUCAUUUUGAAUUCCUUAUUGACUUUAUUCAAUGCAUUAUAUGACGACUUUUCUCAGAACCCCAUGGUUCUCCCCUAAAUGUAUUCCCACUACAGCAACCCUAUGAAAUUGAUGGGGUUGAGGGUGACUGGCCUAGAAUUACCCUGUCAGGUCUCAAGAGGGGGACUUGAAUGUGGGUCUCCCCAGCCCAAAUGUCUGACCCAUUCCAGUGGCAUAGCUCUUCCCAUAUAUGUUUUCAGUCUCAUUCUCCCUGUACAUCAUAGCAAGAAUAUAAUAUACCUUGUUUUGCUCUGUUUGUCUGUCAGCAACCUUUAGAAAUGUAGCAGCAGACAGGUGGCAUCUGCCUCUGGAUAUAGAAGGCUAAAUAUUGUAAAGCAUGGGAUUCAAUUAACAAUUAAAUGCAAAAGGAAAAACAGCAGUCUGUGGCGAUUCUUUAUGCAGCAUAGUAUAAGGAAAAUCGUACUUCAUGCCACUCUUUAAAUGAUGGACAUUUGAUUGCAUAAUGAUUGCAAUAAAAAUACAUGGAUAGCUUUUGUGCAUGAAGCCAGUCUCUUUGGAGUUAGAAAUAUUCUAGCCAUUCAAAUUGACAUGGAACGACUCUUUGGCCAAAUCUUAAAUACUGUAUGAUUCAAAAGCUUGCUCUAUAUUUCUUAUUAUAUACGAUUAGGUGCUCCAAAAGUUAAUGAGUUCUUCCAGUCCUUGGCUUGUAUUCAUGCUAGACAAUCUAACGUUAUAAACAGCCUCCUGACAUAGACAUAGUUUCACAUGGUAUGAAACAGAAUCCACAGGAUGUUUGGAUUUUGCUCAUUUGAAGUAAUCAUCUAUCUGUAAUGUUUUUUAAACCCUUCCACAGCUUAUGGAGGCUUCAGCAGUUCUAAGAAAAAUUCAGCAACACUUGUUCACAUUGUGUGUCACGACCAAGUUAUGGAAAGUGAUAUCUUUAAGCGGUUGCCUAAGAGUUUCCCUGACAAUCAACGUUCAAACCACCUAUGAAUCUAGGAGGAAGAGUUUGCUUAGAGAAAAAACAGUGACUAACUUUAAUGCUAACUGGAAGCCCCUUUUGGACUUUCUGCGGCAAAGAGGGGAAAAAACGCAGUUAUGAUAUACGGAUUUGAUGAUUAGGCUGUGCAAAACGUGGACGAUAAGAUGUCGUUUUAGAGUGAGAGGUUAUUUUAUGUUUCAUUUGUAUCUGCUGUAUAAGACGACGGAGGUCGUCCUUUUUGCAUUUCUGUUUUUCUCCUUUUCUAUUUUCCCACAUUUUGCUUGCCGUCUUUAGCUUUCUUUCUACUCUUUUUCUUGAUUAUUAAUUUGUGCUAGUUUUUAUCUUUCUGCCUUUUAAAAUUUAAUAAAGCUUUUAUCUAUAUAUCUAUAGAUACAGAUACACAAAUAAAUAAAUCUAGGGAGGGUUUGCCGGAUCGGCCAAGUGCUCAACGAAUCGAGCAUCCUGUGUCCCAGGCCGGCACAGAGGAAUGACCCCAAAACACCGGACUCGCGGGGCGCUUGCAUUUUAACUGGCUAUGAAAGAAAGGGGUCGCCGUCUCUGCGCGUACUGCGAAUGGCCCCGCUCCACUGUGGGCUUCGGGACAAGCGGUCCCACGGCUUAGCCGGGUAAAAAAAAAAAAACCCAUCACGCACGGUGGCCCUUGUGGAGUGGAACGCCCGGAGCGAGCCACGCCCAUC